Cladocopium goreaui is the source of this 576-nucleotide messenger RNA. Lineage: Eukaryota; Dinophyceae; Suessiales; Symbiodiniaceae. The record is from the annotation of a GenBank genome assembly.
GCCUAGUUGAUCAGUCCUGGGUUUGUGCCAUGGUCCUCCAGGUGCAUUACAUUUCCGCGCGAUGAGCGGAAAAUGGGUUUGCCAGCACCCGUCCUGUGGCUCCUCUGAAGCGCAGUUGGAGGAGCUUCGCCUGCGACGCCCGGACGGCUUCGAGCACGACGAGGAUCCCACGAUUCGAGUUUGCACAGUGUGCCGUCGCCUCCCCUUGCCCCGCAACGGAAAGAACGGCUCCUCCUUUGCUCCACACGCCGAGCCACCGUUGGACGCCAGCUUUCUGGCGGGGAUCAAGGAGGAGCUAGGGUCCAUCGAAGAGAAUGAGCAGAAUAUCCAGUCCUUGUCCCAGGUGUUCCGCUUCUAUGCUGGCAAUGCCAAGCAACUGGUCCAGCUGCUGGCUGACUUCAUCACCAAGCAGUGCUUCCCCUGGGAGUUGAUCCAUGCUCUGCACCUCUUGGAUGAUAUCCUGCUGAUGGAGAAAGGAAAGGAGAAAGGAAAGGAGAAAGGAAAGAAGAAAGGAAAGGAGAAAGGAAAGGAGAAAGGAAAGGAGAAAGGAAAGGAGAAAGGAAAGGAGAAAGGAAA